GACAUUAAGUUAUCUGAUGAACACUAUAGGUUGUUGAUGUUUCAUAUAUUUAUGUGUAUAUAAAUACCUCUGAAUCUGCAACUUAGCUACUUAUGCAUGAGCAUAGACUUGCAUGUGCCUAUUGUGGUAAGCAUGAUUUUCCUGUGAAUUUAUCUAUGUUGACUCCCUUGACGUUCACUUUCCAUUAUCUACUUUUGCCUUUUAUUUAGUCAAAGCAGUGGGCUUUUUCAAAUCAGCAUGGAGGGUAGGCAUUCUCUUGAUUGAAAGCUCCAAUCUUCCUGCCUAAAAUUUUCAACAUAUUCUUUUAUUUAUAGAGUGGUCUUUUGCAAAAUGAGAAGGUAAGAGAUGUACACAGCUCAGUAACACCUUGUCAACAUUGUCCCCACCACCUUCCUCAGCCAGUAAAAAAACAGUCCAAAUGUUUGCAAGGGUGCUGAUGGAUGUCAGCAUUGUACAGGAUCCCUUAGCUUUUUCCAUUGAUACAACUUCCCUAUUGGCUAGACCUCCCAAAGAGCUGGGCUGGUCAUGUUACUGUAAACGUUGCCUAUAUGAUAUAUAUAGCUAUGCUCACAUUGACUGCUAUGACAUAGCCACAUUCCGAGUAGUGGUUUCUCUGCGCAAUACAAAAACACCAUUAAGUGUCAUUGUAGAAAUAAACUGGUUAAACUGAUAACUAGAUUUAAAAAAAAAAAAAUGCAAUAUUAUUUCCACAGGGAACAGAAUCAACGCAAAUACCUUUUCCUCUUUUUUUAAAUUGCCAAAUAUUUAGGCAGUAGGAGUCAUCUUGUUUGCCUUUCCAUAUCUGAAUGCUGUCAAUAUCAGCAAGUAGCUGCAUAUAGAUAUGUAUGUCUGUUAUGUUGAGACUGAAAUCACUUCAGUUUGAUUUACAUGUUAUCAGUGGCUGCUCAAAUGCACAUGGUUUGUUUUCUGCCGUAGUGGAACAAUUAAACAAUUUAGAAGUGAAUGUUAGCCCAAAGAUCAUCAUAGGUUUACAGCGUGGUUAACUGGGGUGAGUUAAUUAUGAGGUUUGGUGAAUUAUAAUGCUUAUCUUUUUGCUUACCCACCCCUGAAAAUGUCCUGAUUCGCUGAUCAGUGAACACAGUGUGAGACUUUGCCUCCCUCUCUCUCUGCUCCCAACAGAUGAGAACUUCACUCUCAAACACGAUAGAGCCUUCCUGUUGUCGAUGGCCAACCGUGGGAAGGACACCAACGGUUCACAGUUUUUCAUAAACUCUAGCAUCCUGCUCUUCCAAGCACAACUAAGAUGGCACCUCACCUAGAUGGAGUCCAUGUCGUCUUUGGUCUAGUCAUCUCCGGCUUCGAGGUGAUAAAGAAAAUUGAGGGGCUGAAGACUGAUUCAGCCAGCAGACCCUACGCAGAUGUGAGAGUGGUUGACUGUGGACAGCUCAUCACCAAGUCUGCUAAUGAUGUGCUUGAAGGCAAAAGGAAAAGAACUUCCCAUUCUGCAGACUCAUCCCUCGAUUCCCAUGAGACGUCCUCUCAGUACUCCUCUUCUCUGCAAUCUGAAAGUGAAUCUGAAGAGAAGCGCAAACAUCGGAAGCACAAAAGACAUACUAAGAGUAAACGGUCAAAAAAGAAAAGGAAAGGAGAGUCAAAGAGAGAGAAGCACACUGAUAAUCUACCCUCCAACCAAAGUCCUGUUGAGGGAGAGAUUGUGGUGAGAGAGGAUGACAUGGAAGGAGAGAAGGAGCAGGGUGGGAAGAGAGAGAAACCUGUAGUCCGGCCAGAGGAGAUCCCACCUGUGCCAGAGAACCGCUUCCUGCUGAGACGGGACAUGCCAUCUCAGGAAAAUAAAACAGAGAUAAACGAGCAAGAAGAAUCAACUCUUUCAUGUGACCUGAAACCAGCAGUCACAAAGUCUGGACGGAAAAUCAAAGGCAGAGGAACAAUGAGAUACCACACUCCCACAAGGUCUAAAUCCCGCUCUGCAUCUAUGGAAGAGCGUGGUAGCAGUGAAACCCCUCCACACUGGAAAGAAGAGAUGAAGAGAACCAAGGUUUAUCAACCUCCCAGCGUAGAAAGAUGGAGCAAAGGAGACAAAUUGAAUGACCAUUCUUCAAGCAGAUGGGAUGACAGAAGUGACUCUGCAUGGUCCCAAUCAGCAGAGCGCUCUUCAGACCACAGCUCAGAGAGGUCCAGCCCACACCGCCAAGUUAAGAAACAGAAGAAAAAAGUUAAACACAAGAAAAAGAGUAAAAAACGAAAACAUGGGAAAAAGAAGAGCUCCAAGAGCAAGCCUCAGGAGCCACACCUGUCAGAGGGUGAAAGGUCAGUGUCUUCAGGAAGAAGAUCUAAAUUCAGAAGAUCUUACUCUCCAUCUCAUUCCUCCUCUAGUCAGCAACGCUCAGCCACUAGCAGGAGACAGCGCUCAUCCUCCAGAGACUCGCGGUCCUACACUAGAUCCUAUACAUCCAGUCAUUCCAGAUCUAGAGGACGGUCCAGGUCCAGGUCAGGGUCCAGGUCAAGGUCAAGGUCCAGGUCCAGGUCCAGGUCUUACUCAAGAUCCAGGAGCCUGUCCAGGUCUAGAAGUCGAUCCCUGUCUAGAUCCAGAUCUCAGUCUUUUUCCCAGUCUCGGUCUACAUCCAGGUCCAGAACAAGAUCCAGGUAUAGAUCCAGGUCUUUGUCACGGUCCAAAAAGAGAAAUCUACCCAGGUCCCCGAGAAAGAGAAAAGCGAGCAAGCCAAAGUCAGAUGCCCUUGUCCAUGUGCCAGAAAAGGUUGCCGAGAGCAAAGUCACACCUGUCCCCAGACUCCCCAAUGUCCCAGCCCCCGAAAGUGUCCCUGUGAUACCACUGAGCGACAGUCCUCCACCCUCACGCUGGAAGCCUGAUCAAAAGCCCUGGAAGCCCUCCUACAUCCAUAUUCAGGAAAUCAAAGCAAAGGCAGCUCCCAGUGCCCUUUCCGCUACUGGACAAGCAGGUGAUAGUGUUACAGAGAAAGAGCAGACCUUAGCUAUGCCAAAGGGCAUCCCAGAGGACUCCCAAAGUGGAUAUAGUCGUACUGACAUGAGUCACAGACCUGCACAAUGCUCAAAGAAUAGGUCCUCCAAAAGCAAGUCCUUUAGCCGUUCACGCAGUCGCUCAAGGAGUAAAAGUUUUAGAUCUAGGUCACGAUCCCCUCGUCAGUAUAACAGCAGGUCAUCCUCCUAUAGCAGGUCGGACUCUGAAGAUUCCCACAAGAAAAGUAGCGCCAAAAACGACUCAUUAGAUCAGGAAUGGAAACAGUAUUACAGUUCACUAAGGAGGAUAAAAAAUUUAGAAAAGUACAUUUCACUCUCCAACAGUCAAGAUGGAGUCUCAGGGUCAGAGGACAAGACAGGCAGUGAGGCCAGUCCUAAUCUCAAUGGCUCUAGAAGAAGUACCUCUCUGGGGAAGGUGAAAGAGAAAGCCAGCGCUCAGGAUCAGCUGAAAAAGCAUUACAGUUCAAAACCAGUGGAUGACCUCAAUAGCAGGUCUGAAUGGGAUAGUGAUGGUGAUAAAAUGAGCCAAAGCAACAGUGCUAACAUGUCAAAAAAACAGAAAACAGCAGUCCAGAAUGAAAUUCUCAACAAGAGAUUAUCUGCCCUCACUGGAUGGGAUUCUGAAAGCGACUCUGAAAAGGUGCCAGCCAGGAUAUUGGCCAUCUCUGAAAAAGAGGAAGGGGAAGCCAGUUCAGAAUCUGAACAUGAGACUAUCAGAAAAACAUCAGAGGCGGUAAUUGCUGUGGCACACUGGAGUGCUGCUGCUCCUGACCAGUCAGAGAAAAGUCCUGCAAAGUCCACAGAGCCAGAGAAGCAGAGUAAAGAGAUUAAGAGCAAAAAGAAGGCCAAACGGAAGCAUAAACACAAGAGGAGAGGUGAGACCAAAAUUAGCUCCCAUCGCUCAAAGGACAAGGGAAAGAGAUCUAAGAGAAAACAUCAAAAGUUGAAAGAGACUUUUCAUUGGCAGCCACCUUUGGAGUUUGGUGAGGAGGAAGAUGAAGAUGAAUCCCAAAAAGAGAAAAGGAUGGAACAGAGACAUAGCCCUGCAGUAGUUGUCAAAGAAAAGCCUGGCAGAUCCCCUGCUGACCAUAUGGAUGAGAUGGACCACAAUUUCACUUCUCCCAAUAAGAAUGGCUCAAUACAAGCAGAGUCUCACAGACGAGAGGACAGGGGACAAGUGAGCAAUCAGCAGAGGACGAAAGAAUUGAUUAACUCAAAACAAACCGAAUCUCAAGAUCAGUCAUCUAACAAAAACGGUGUUGACAGUACUAACUUAACCAGUGUCCACGAUCAAACGGAGUCAUUUGAUGAUAUGGAUAUAUGUACUCCAGAGCAUGACACUGAGACCAUUGUUGAACCUCCAGUUGCUCAGGAUACACUCAACAAACCAUCAGAAUUCACCUUAAAAACUACCUCUAUCCCCUCAAAUAUGGCAAGUAAGAACAGUGACAUUUUCCCUCAGCCUCACAGCAAAGAACAAUCUGCAUCUACUUUUGUCUCUGCGACAACAGCUGGUGGACCGCAAGAUGAAGUGGUUGCUGAGAAAUCCACUAGUCGUACUGUGAUAGACCUAAAAUGGAAGCCUCUGAAAGGAAUGUCAGCUCUACAGAACACCAAUCUGCCACCUAUCACCACAAAGAACACCACAUUUCAAGAGAGCCAGACCCCCAAGACCCAGGGAGUCAGAAUGGAGAUAAAAAGUAAAAGCCGAGUCCGACCAGGAUCUCUGUUUGAUGAGGUUCGAAAGACUGCACGGCUCAACCAGAGGCCAAGGAACCAGGAGAGCUCCAGUGAGGAAAAGUCUCCAUCUGUGGGAGGCACCAGGGGUGCGUCACGUGUCCAGUCACCCAGGAAGUCUCGAUCUGUGUCCAGCCACCGGUCCCACUCCAGAGGACGGUCUCACUCUUACAGCAGGUCCAGAAGUAGAUCUCGCAGCUCCAGCUACUCUUCCAGGAGCCGUAGCAGAAGUCGGAGGAGACAUGGCAGAGGACGGACACGCUCACGCAGCAGCACAUAUAGAAGCUACAGGAGUCACAGUCGGACGUACAGCAGAAGCCAUUCCAGAAGUCGCUCAUAUGAUCACCGCAGGAGAUCCAGGUCAGACUCCUCUGACAGUUACUACAGUCGCAGUCGUAGCCGGAGUGCGAGUAGAAGACGAGGGCGCAGACGAAGUGACAGCUACAGGAGCUCAUACCGCCGGUCUCGAUCCUACCGCUCGUCCAGUCGCAGUUCUUCCAGGCGCAGAAGUCACAGCCGAAGCAGCAGAUACAGCUGAGCUGCACCUCAUGCAGAGUUGUCGGGUUCACUUCUACUGUGAGAGGGACAAGAGCCACAAAGUCUGGACAUGUUGCACGCAGGAACAGCUGCCUCUGUGAUCAGCCAACAAGGAGCAACCAUCACAGCUGAGCAAUAACGUCUAAAAGGAACGGUUGCAUUUUAUCUUUUAUACUGUUGUAACAUGUUCUGCCUGUGUGGUGAUACCGGCGCAUGUAGGCUAAUGACAUACGACUGGCAAAUGAGGAAAAGACGAUUUCAGAAUGCACUUCAGAGUUAAAAACAAGAUGAACCAAGAAAGCUGGUUGAAAUCACUUCACAGGCCUACAUGAAGAGUCGGGAUCUGCCAGAGCUCAGAACAACUGGGUUGACAUCUGUUAAACCGGCCGAGAGAAGCCGAGAGGCCUAGCAACAAUUUUGUAUGCGGAUUUGUACUUCUUAUAGAGGAUUACGGAAAUAAGCUGUAAAUAUAUUUUUUUUUAUGUUGAUGUAUAUUUGUAUAUUUCGAACAGUUUUUUGUGAUUUUAUUUCCAUUUUCAUACACUGAAAAUAACUGAAUGUAUAGUAGUUUUGAGUGUCUAAUCCUCUGCUCUGACUUCUGAUGUGUUUGAGGAUUUGAUCAUCACGUUGGCUAUGUGUGUGCAGUUCUUACUCAUCAGUUUCCAUUGUUGUCACCUUAAGGGACGAGGAUUAUGCCUUAAACUGCUCUGACGGUGAGCAAGACGGGAAAGUUAAUGAAACUGAUCAUUGAGUUACACAGCACCGUUUUAAGCUACAGUUUGUUUCUGUUAUGUUGCUUUCUUAUAUGAAUGUAAUACUGUAUAAAUGGACGAAGAGGAUGUUUAAUUUAGUUACUGAAACAGUUACAUGCUUUUUGAAUGUUUAAACUGAAUAAAUACAAUUAUAUCUUA
Molecule: messenger RNA, 6164 nt
Organism: Myripristis murdjan (pinecone soldierfish)
Lineage: Eukaryota; Metazoa; Chordata; Actinopteri; Holocentriformes; Holocentridae
Gene: nktr
Product: natural killer cell triggering receptor
Exons: 13
Coding region: 1265-5254 (1329 amino acids)
Biological process (GO): protein peptidyl-prolyl isomerization; protein folding
Cellular component (GO): mitochondrion; cytoplasm
Molecular function (GO): cyclosporin A binding; peptidyl-prolyl cis-trans isomerase activity
Source: RefSeq, a predicted model, not a curated record